AUGCAUAUUACUGAAAAACUGGAUAAAUAUCAUGAGACGUCAAAUAAAAUAACGUUUUCUUUUGAAUAUUUUGUUCCAAAGACCACUCAGGGUGUACAAAAUUUAUAUGAUAGAAUGGACAGAAUGUAUGAGGCAUCCCUACCUCAAUUCAUUGACAUAACUUGGAAUGCAGGUGGAGGUCGUCUAUCUCAGAUGUCAACAGAGUUAGUAGCGACUUCUCAAUCGGUUCUAGGGUUGGAAACAUGCAUGCAUUUGACCUGUACCAAUAUGCCUUUACAACAGAUAGAUGAUGCUUUAGAAAGUGCUUACAACUCUGGUUGUCAGAAUAUUCUGGCUUUAAGAGGUGAUCCACCCCGUGAUUCACAAGAAUGGACUCCAGUUGAAGGUGGAUUCCACUAUGCAAAAGAUUUGGUUUCUUAUAUCAAAAAAAAAUAUGGGAACCAUUUCCAAAUUGGUGUUGCUGGUUAUCCAGAAGGUCAUCCUGAAGAAACAAUUUCGUCAAAUAACUUGAAAUUUUUAAAGGAAAAAGUCGACGCAGGUGCAAAUUUUAUUAUCACCCAAAUGUUUUAUGAUACUGACAACUUCAUUCAGUGGUGUAAAGAGGUUAGAGCAUAUGGUAUCGAUGUACCAAUCAUUCCAGGUAUUAUGCCGAUCACCACUUAUGCUGCCUUUUUAAGAAGAGCUUCCUGGGGAUCCAUCUCCAUCCCAGAAGAAUUCAUGACUCGUCUGGAGCCAAUCAAAGAUGAUGAUGAAUUAGUAAGAGAAGUGGGUACACAACUGGUAGUAAAAAUGUGUCAAAAAUUAAUCGAUAGUGGUUACAUUAAUCAUUUACAUUUGUAUACAAUGAAUCUAGAAAAGGCUCCUUUGAUGAUCUUAGAAAGAUUGGGUCUGUUACCAACCGAAGGUGAAGUUAUCAGUCAAAAUGCUUCUAAUUUCCCUUGGAGAAAAUCACUAAAUCCAAGUCGUAAGAAUGAAGUAGUUAGACCAAUCUUCUGGAAACAUAGACCGUACUCCUAUGUAGCAAGAACUUCUCAAUGGGCAGUUGACGAAUUUCCAAAUGGUAGAUUCGGUGAUUCCUCAUCUCCUGCGUUUGGUGGUCUAGACCUUUGUGGUUCUCAGUUGAUCAGACAAUCUCCUAAAAAAUCUUUAGAGUUGUGGUCAACUCCAAAAACUUUUAAUGAUAUUGCUCUUUUAAUUAACAGCUAUUUGACUGGCAAAUUAGUGUGCUUACCAUGGAGUGAUAUACCAUUAAACCAUGAGGUCGAUUCAAUGUUACAUAAUCUAUUACACUUAAAUAACAAGUUGAUAUUCACAAUUAACUCACAACCCCAAAUUAAUGGUAUUAGAUCAAACGAUAAAAUUCAUGGUUGGGGACCUAAAGAUGGUUAUGUUUACCAGAAACAAUACUUAGAAUUUCUUUUACCAAAGGUAAAGUUACCUAAUUUAGAGAAAUCUUUAGAAGGUAAUGAAAUGAUGACAUAUUUUGCUGUAGACCUGAAUGGAAAUUUGACUUCAAAUCAUCCAGAUGGAUCAAGAGCAAAUGCAGUAACCUGGGGGAUAUUUCCUGGCAGAGAAGUUUUACAGCCAACAAUUGUGGAAAAAGUUUCAUUCUUAGCUUGGAAAGAAGAAUUCUACCGUAUUAUUGAAGAAUGGAAACUAACUCUAAAAGAUUAUAAUGCCCUUGAAAGUGUUGCAUUGUUAGACUCUUUGGCACAUGAUUAUGUUUUAGUUAACAUUGUAGAUAACGAUUUUGUUUCAGAAGAAGACAAAAUAUAUGAAUUAUUAAUCAAUUUAUAA
Messenger RNA from Arxiozyma heterogenica, 1797 nucleotides. It is a transcript of the gene MET13, whose product is annotated as methylenetetrahydrofolate reductase (NAD(P)H) MET13. The coding region runs from base 1 to 1797 and encodes 598 amino acids. The record is from RefSeq and is a predicted model, not a curated record. The transcript has a single exon. Gene Ontology annotation, molecular function: FAD binding; methylenetetrahydrofolate reductase [NAD(P)H] activity. Gene Ontology annotation, biological process: tetrahydrofolate interconversion. Gene Ontology annotation, cellular component: cytosol. NCBI's taxonomy places the organism in Eukaryota, Fungi, Ascomycota, Saccharomycetes, Saccharomycetales, Saccharomycetaceae.